Molecule: messenger RNA, 669 nt
Organism: Papaver somniferum (opium poppy)
Lineage: Eukaryota; Viridiplantae; Streptophyta; Magnoliopsida; Ranunculales; Papaveraceae
Product: pentatricopeptide repeat-containing protein At1g05670, mitochondrial-like
Exons: 5
Coding region: 1-669 (222 amino acids)
Molecular function (GO): protein binding
Source: RefSeq, a predicted model, not a curated record
AUGGAUGCAAUUUGCAAAGGAGGAUUAGUUGAUAAACCUUUGGUUCUCUUCUCUGAAAUGAUUGAUAAUUCGAAGAUUGUACCGGAUGUAGUUCCUUACAAUACUUUGAUUAAUGGGUUUGGCAAUUCAGGCCGGUUAAAGGAGGCAAAGAGACUGCUUGAGGUGAUGGCUACUAGAGGAAUUUCUGCAGAUUUGACAACUUACAAUACUUUAAUUCAUAGUCACUGUGUACACGAUUCACAUUGUAAAGAUGGGAUGUUCAAAUUGAUGGAGGAGAUAAACAUCCCACCUGAUCAUAUUACCUAUAAUUCAAUGAUGGACGGUCUAUGUUUGGUAGGUCGGCUGGAAGAAGCGAUUAAACUAUUUGACUCGAUGGUGGAUAGGGGUCUGGAGCCAGAGGAGUUCCACUACAAUGUGUUACUCGACGGGGCUAUACCGAGAUGGAAGAUGCAAGCUUUUGGUCAAUCUCCAGAUGAAGUUGUGUGUAAUGCAGUGUUGAACGGAUUAUGCAAGAACGGAAACAUGGAGGAAGCAAUAGAAUUGUUUGAAUCCUUGGAGAGUAUUGGAUGCUGGAAAGAGAAUUUGUACCGAGUGAUUGCGUUAGUAAACACUCUUUCUGCAGAUGAGUGGUUUGUUUUUCUUUCUGUGGAAGUAAUUGUUAAGAAAUAA